Molecule: messenger RNA, 996 nt
Organism: Dictyostelium discoideum AX4
Lineage: Eukaryota; Evosea; Eumycetozoa; Dictyosteliales; Dictyosteliaceae
Exons: 3
Coding region: 1-996 (331 amino acids)
Cellular component (GO): membrane; cytoplasm; endomembrane system
Source: RefSeq, a predicted model, not a curated record
AUGUCAUCAAUUUUACAUAAAAAAGCACAGUUUAAAAAACAAUUAGAAGAUACAUUUAAAGACCAUCAAGAUUUAGUUAAAUAUAGUAAAAAUGUUUUACUUUUAAAUAGACCCAUAGAUUUUGGUGUACUUUUUAUAUUAGUAUCUUUUAUUUUAUACUAUUUUAAAAAUUUCAAUACAUCAGCACUUUCUUUUUUUAGUUUUUUCAUUUCAUUCAUUUUAAUUUUACAUACUAUAAUUUUAAAUUUUAACUUAAAAUCAAUUACAAGAGUUAUUCCAACUCAAGAUUCAAAAGAUAGUUAUGAAGAUAUUAUCAAUUUAAUAGUUAAAGUAAAAUUUGCAUUCAGUGAUUCAUUAUCAGAAUUGAAUAGAUUUAGACAUGUUAAUCCAACUAAAUUUAAUAUUCAAACAUCAAUUGUUUUAGGAGUUUUAGGUUUUAUUGGUAUAUUUUUCUCUGGAUAUACAAUUAUUGUAUUGGUUGUAUAUUCAACUUUACUUUUACCAUACAUUUUGUAUGGUAAGAAACCACAAAAUACAGGUCAACAAUCUCAAGAUCUUUUAAAUAAUAUUAUUGUUGUAAUGAAACCAAUCAUUGAAAAUAUAAUUAAAAUUUCACAACAACUUUUUACUCAAAUUUUAGAUUUAGCCACAAAUAAAAAACAACCAUCACCAGGUAUUCCAAAUCAAAAUUAUUCAAAUAAUAAUACUAAUAAUAAUAAUAAUAAUAAUACUAAUACUAAUAAUAACAAUAAUAAUGGUUUUGUUAAUCUUAAUAAAGUUGAUGAUACUAUAAAUAAAAAUUUAAAUUCAAUUGGUAAUAAUAUAAAUUCAAUUGGUUCAAAUAUUUCAAAUAAAAUAUCACAACAAAUUAAUAAUCAUCAUCAACAACAAGAAGAUGAACAACAAGAAGAAGUUUUUUAUGACGAAAGCAAUUUCACUAAAACCAAUAAUGGUUAUGUUAAUCAAUCAAAUCCAAUCCUUAAAAAAAGAUUUUAG